Camponotus floridanus (Florida carpenter ant) is the source of this 4850-nucleotide messenger RNA. RefSeq names its product WD repeat-containing protein 7 (gene Rbcn-3B). Lineage: Eukaryota; Metazoa; Arthropoda; Insecta; Hymenoptera; Formicidae. Gene Ontology annotation, molecular function: protein binding. The coding region runs from base 56 to 4201 and encodes 1381 amino acids. The record is from RefSeq and is a predicted model, not a curated record. Gene Ontology annotation, cellular component: cytoplasm. The transcript has 24 exons.
CGGGUGGAGAGAUGUUAGGUUGUUUUGUUCUGGAUACUAUCCCGAGGUUUUGGUGAUGGAUCCGUUCAGUUUGGAAGUGCUGUUUACCCUGAGCUCCCGCGUCAAUCCAGAUUGGAUUAGUGCCUUGCACGUUUUGCGGCCGGCCAAACGGAAAGGUCGGUUCUACGUGCAUACAAACGAUGUUGUAUUGGCUCUGACGACCACGGGCACAGUCAAAGUGUGGACGCUUCUGGGACACGAGAAUCGAAACAGCGAACCUCUGUACGAACAUGAAAGCAAACAGAUCCGCUGCUUAAAUGCACUCGCAAUGACUUGCUGCCCUUAUAAUCAGAGAACAGUGCUCAUUGUAUGCUCCAAAUAUUGGCAGAUAUUUGAUGCCGGUGAUUUCUCGGUUCUUUGCUCGAUAACGGCUCCUCGUGGCGAACGUUGGAUGGCAGGCGACUUUUUAGCCGCCGACAGAGUCAUUUUGUGGAGUGACGAAGGUCAUGGAUAUCUGUACAAACUUCCAGCAAAGGUUCUGGUACAACUUGACAGCAAGCUGAAGGGCAAGGCUCUCAGCAGUAGCGUCGCAGAUAACAAGAACUUCCACAGCGCUGGUGUUGAAUACGAUCAGCCGUAUUUGUACUGUACCUUAACGCAACCCGGAGAUAAGCCUCUUUCAUGUCCACCGGCCAUGCGAUUGGUGACUGUACAGCGUCAAAAUAAGACCCUGAAAUACUUGUUACGUGGAGACAGCGAGGGUGUUGUUAUUCUCUGGACGGUGCCAGAAAUGACGACGCAACAGCUUACCCAAGUAUCCCAAAAUGACGGAUCCACACCAGCAUUGCCGCCGACCGUAAAGACGAGCCUCACCGCUGCUUGGGGUGCGAUGAAGCCGCCUCCCGUGGGGAUACUUGAUCAACUGGAUUCCGGUGAUGGUCAGGGUAUCAAACUUACCGCUUGCAUAUAUCUGCCGCAGCAGAGCCGGCUGGUUGUCGGUCGCGAGGAUGGUAGCAUCAUCAUCGUACCGGCAACGCAAACCGUGAUGCUGCAACUGCUCCAUGGGAAUCAUCAACAAUACGAUGAUUGGCCACCACAUCAAGUUCUUUUGGGUCACUCGGGUCGAGUGAAUUGUCUGCUUUAUCCUCACGGCGCGGCGCCUCGUUACGAUCGUACUCAUCUCGUUUCCGGUUCUGUGGACUUUGCCGUCUGUCUCUGGGAUCUAUACGCUGGCACACUGAUCCACCGAUUUUGCGUUCACGCCGGCGAAAUCACACAAUUGAUGGUGCCGCCCGAUAAUUGCAGUCCCAGGAUACAGAAAUGCGUAUGUAGUGUUGCAUCAGACCACAGCGUUACAUUACUUUCAUUGGCCGAGAGGAAAUGCGUUGUGCUUGCUUCGCGACAUCUUUUCCCAGUUGUAACUAUCAAAUGGAGACCAUUGGACGAUUUCAUGAUAGUUGGAUGCUCGGACGGUGCGGUAUACGUCUGGCAAAUGGAGACUGGUCAUUUGGAUCGCGUAUUGCACGGCAUUAUCGCGGAAGAAGUGCUCUAUGCAUGCGACGAGAACACUAUAGCGGCGGCCGGCGGAUCUGCCGCCGGCGGUGAGCUAGGACUUGCUAAUCCUGCCGUGCAUUUCUUUAGGGGUUUGCGUCAUCGAAAUCUGUCGGCGAUCAGACACGCGACUCAAAGAGGACUGCAUCAAUUACAACAGCUUCACGGUGGUCAUGGUCCUGAUCAUGGAAAUCAGAUAAAAGCUAAAGGUUCGCCACUGAUGAUUCAAGGUUUCAGAAGUAAUCCCAAGGAUCCGGAGAGUCAUAUUUUGUUCUUCGAUAUAGAAGCAUUGAUAGUGCAAUUGCUAAGUGACGAGUAUGGUGCCAUGUCGCCUGGUUCUUUAGAAGCACAAGGACUUAUCUCCGCCGCUGAAUAUCAGAAAGUUGCAGCGCUUACUCAGUCUGCCAGUCCUGAUGCACAUAAAAAAAUUGUUGACUUUUUCGGUCGCGUCAAGGAUAAAGCAGGCGAUGUUGAGCGAAUAUUAAAGGAGAAGGAUCGUCAUGGUAUAUUGGCUAAGAUGAAGGAGGGUGCAGAGAAUGUGCAUACUAAAUUACAGGCUAAAGCGGAAAGCGUCGGCCUCAAGCCGUCGACAUUUGACGGCAAAGGCGAUAAUUGGAAUAAUAUUGAUGCAACGAAGAACAGUUUGAAACGAAACGGUGCAUUCAGUGAACCAAAUGCAACAAUGGAAGUAGCACAAUUACUUUUGAGUCUUUUGCAUGCUUGGGGUAUGGAUCCAGACUUGGAUCGGGUUUGUGAGGGCAAAUUGGGUCUACUACGGCCUAUGGUUCCUGUAUCAUUUGGAGUGUUAUCCAAGGGAGGUUACAUGUCAUUGCUACUGCCAACUUGGCAAACACAUCUUGAACCGGUCGGUGAACCUGCAACUCAAUUGGAACAACGCUUACCAGCUGAACUAGUUAGACAAGAGAGGCUCACUAGAGCAUUCACGGCGAGAGCACAUUGGGAAUUAUCGACUACUUUAACAAGUAAUCAUUUAUUGGCAGUAAUUGCUUUAGCAAAUACCUUAAUGUCAAUGAACAACGCAACAUUUGUACCUGAGCAAGAACGUAAUCGCAAGCUGCACAGACCAGGCAAUAGAGCCGCAGUAAACUGGAAUAAAACAGAAGAGGAGAAUGAGGAAAUGUAUACAGUACAGCAGGCGCAAAUAAAGCAGGGUUGGUCUCUUCUGGCUACAUUACACUGUGUAUUGUUACCCGACAAAGUCGCAGCGCAGGGUGGUGCGAAGACUUUCAAACGGCCGCAAGUAGAGAUGAUGGCACGCAGGUGGCAACAUCAGUGUGUGGAGAUUCGAGAAGCUGCGCAGGCUUUGCUGCUCGCCGAACUAGGCCGAAUGGGCUCAAAGGGUCGUAAAGCGCUUGUCGAUAACUGGUCUCAAUAUUUGCCAAUGUACAGUACUCAGGAACCCAUUGCGCCGCAACCGCAAAAUCAAAAUUCGCCGGCGCCUGGAAGCCCGGUGCCACAAUCCGAAUCACAACCUGAAGAAGAAGACGAAGAAGAAGAAUUAGCUGAAGCAGAGAUGAGUAUAGCUAGGAAACCAUCGAGUGUGGCAGAACUAAAGCGAAAGCAAACCACGGCUGUGGUGCUGCUGGGCGUGAUAGGAGCUGAAUUUGGUCAGGAUGUAACCACAACGAACCAAAGAAGAGACAAUGAGCAGAGGCGAAAGAGCUCGAUUGUGGAAGGCUUUGGCAUAGGAAAUAAUAAUCUUGCCAGGCAUACCAGCAUGGCGCUCACUCAUCUAUUGCAUGCACCUCAUUCUCCAAAGCUCCCAUUGCACACACCACUACGAAGAGCCGCCAUCGAUCUUAUUGGCAGAGGAUUCACUGUCUGGGAACCCUAUCUCGAUGUAUCUAAGGUUCUAUUAGGGUUACUAGAGAUGUGUUGUGACGCAGAUAAGUUAGUGCCAAGUUUGACAUACGGCCUUCCUCUUACACCACAAGCCGACACUUGUCGCACGUCGCGUCAUGCUUUGACGUUGAUAGCUACCGCCAGGCCAGCUGCUUUCAUCACCACAAUGGCUCGUGAAGUAGCUAGGUUUAACACUCUCCAGCAGAAUGCUCAGACUUUAAACGUUAAUUUGGGUGCAAGCGUUUUGACUAGAGCAAAACCAGAGAUUCUCAGGAUUGUUGAACAACUGAUUGACAAAAUGCAGAGCGAGAUGAGUGAUCUUCUUGUGGAGGUCAUGGAUAUUAUUCUACAUUGUCUUGAUCCAGGUCACCUAAAAAUGAAACCCUUGAAUGAAGUAUUUCCGGCAGUGUGUAGAUUUAAUCAAGUUAGUCAUUGUCCAGCAACACGCAGGAUAGCAGUUGGUGGUCGCGGUGGUCAAUUGGCAUUGUAUGAAUUGCGAGGUAAUGUCAAAUGUCAAACUGUUUCGGCACAUUCGGCGCCUGUUACCGCGUUGGCAUUUUCACCAGAAGGAAAGUUCCUCGUCAGUUAUUCCUGUUCUGAAAACAAGCUUUGUUUCUGGCAGCAAACCAGCAGCGGUAUGUUCGGCCUGGGUAAUUCGCAGACUCGCUGUGUGAAGUCCUACAGUACUGCGCCCAUCAACGAUGUGGCCCGAUUGAACCCUAUGCGCUUAGCGCGGCUAAUCUGGAUCAACAAUCGCACGGUCACCUUAAUGCUCGCCGAUGGCUCAGAGACGCGCUUCAAUGUUUGAACGCCAUGCGAAAUCAGAGUCUGCCGGAGUUAUCAACAACUUCAUUCAGCAAGCAAAAGCGUUCAGCUUAUAUUUGUCAUUCAGCGUCGAUUGCAUCGAUCGAGCCUUAUUUGUACAAUGCUUCUUCGUUAGCAGAUCUUUUUUUUACAAAAGUACUAAGGACAGUUAACACAAUAUAAGAUGAUUGACAAUAUUAUCUAAGGAACAAGAUAAUUUAAUAGCAUUAGAGAAUGUCUUUUUAUGCUGAUAGAUUCUUUGAAAAGAGUUUUAUAGAGCUGAUUUAUGAAGCUAAUAGAAAAGAAAUAAUUUCAUAUGUGUAUAUCAAACUUAAAAAAAUAUAUUGGGGGGUUUAAUAUUAAUUUAAAAAGAACACUGUACAAUCCAGGCUUCAAUGCUAAUCGUAUUAGAUUUCCUUCUUUUGUUUCUACAGUAUUGAUAAAAAUAUAAUUUAAACAGUUAGCUGAUCGAAGCUGUUGGCGCAAUUUUAGUCGAAAUAAUUUGUCAAUACAUCAACCAAGAGCACUGUUGCCGAUUUUGGCACGCUCAUUGGUACUUAAUUGAUAAUGCUAGUAAUGAGUAAUUGGAUUUCACUGUGUUUCAUUAGAUACAUUACCGUUGCGUACGACUGUCCUAUUUUAUAAUCUAUCUA